AUGUCUUCUAUUUCAAAAGAAGUUACUCUGAACCCGAAAUGUUUUGAUCACAAUCAACUUUCAUGUAUAUUUGACGAUUCAACUAUUGCGCACUUUAAAAGACAUAUGAGGGUAGGUGUAAGAGACUUUUCUGGACGAUGUUUCGUAUUGCAAUAGUCUUUAAAAAUGAUUUUUUUACAAAAUGUGUUAACUAUUUUAAUAAAAAUUUUUUUUUGUUAACUUUCCUAUAAAAACCUUAUUUUUGAUUAAAAGUCACUAAAAUAAAUCUGUUUGUGAAAAAUAUGUUAGUACCACUGAUUUUAAUGAUUAUGAGUCAUUUUUAGGGUGCCAAUCUUAAUGUUCAACAGAUUUUGGAAGAUGAAGAGGUAAGCAUUCUUUUCUUUUUUAGUUUUAUAUGCUUAGAAAGAUUUACCAUGGUAUUUGGGAGGAGAUGAAGAUGUUAUACCGCCUAUCAAUUUUAACAACGGCCCCGGCUUAAUGGAGUUGGAUCAAAUUGAAAUGAAAAUGUAAGAGGCAGAUUUAGACAUGUUUUGACGACUAAAAGACGAAGAAGAGGGUUGGAUAAUAGAUUUUAGACUUUUUCAAGGUGUAGUGCUUAAUUUUUAUGAAUUGCAACUUUUGUGAAUUCAAAGCAAUACCUGCUUGAAGUAAUGAACAAGCAAUGUACAAUAAUCUUUAGUAUUUUAGGACAAAAAAUUUAAAAUUGGACUUUUAUACCUUAAAAGAUGACGAUAAUACUUUGAAGUUUAAGGAUAACCUUCAAAAAGCUUUCUACAUUCCUCAAGGCUUUCUAAUAGUAAGUUUUGCCUUUUUUGACACAUAAAAUUAAUAUUUUAGGUAAGAUGUAAGGUUUUACUAUUAAAAAAUAAUAUUUUUAUUUUAGGACCGUAUGUACUACGACUGUACAUGUGGCAAGAUCGUAGGCAGAGAUUCCGGUUUUGUUUUGCAUUACAUGGUCAACUACUGCGUUCAUUUACUAUCGGAGCACAAAAAGGAGAAGCAGCUGGUUGUGAAGGCUAGCAAAAACUUGAAACAGCUUUUGAAGGCCGUGGAAGUUGGUCGCAAAGUCAAAAGAGAAUUGGUGUAGGUUUUUACGUUAUCUGUUGACUUUUAGGACGAAGGAAUUAAUUGGAUUUGACACAAUGGAUUUUGACAGGCUUAAAAUUUUAUAUUACAAAAUCGAAAGAACUAAUGGAUUUUGACAAGGCUUAAAAUUUCGUUUAACAAUGCCAAGAAACUAACUGAUUCAAACUCAAAUUAAUAUUUUAGAUUGGAUUUCUUGCCUGGCUACACGUUUUCUUGUUUGUUAUUUGCUAAAGGAGGUCUAAAGACGUAUAUCUGUUCGGAAUGUCAGUUUGUCAUCUUUAAUGUGGAACGUUUCUGGUCACAUUGUCUUGGAGCUCAUGGUGUUAAGUAUGUUUUUAGUCACUGUUUUUAGUGUUUUAGUUAAUUUUUGAGCUAAAUAUGGUCUAAAGGUGAUAACUUUUGUUUAAAAAUGAUAAUCUUGAGAUAAAGAGUAUAGAAAUAUAUAUCAUAAAGUUUAACCAAAAAUUGUGCAGAAAUUUUAAAUGUAAUUGUUUUAGAGAUUACACCAAAAUAACUUGUGUGGAUACGAAAAGAAUCCAUGGAAAUGUGGCAACAACCGUUCAGAAAAUGGCGACCCCGUUACUGAUCGUACGUGAUCAAGCUUCUGAUAUGUAUAAAUGGUACGUUAAAGAUAUUUAGAAAGCCGUAAUUCAAAAGUGGCACUAGUAUAACAAACUACUAAAUUCAAGUUUAAAAAUUUUUUUUUUUUUAAAUGUGGUUGUAGGGGAUGCUCACAUUGUGAUUUGUUGAUAGAAAAGAAGAACAAGAUUCCAUUGAUCAUCAACGCUUAUAUUCAUUUGUAAGUUAACGAAUAUUGAAAAAAUCCUUGUCCCAUCCUCCUUCCUAUACUCUAAACACCAUAACUGAGAAAGAUCUCCUCUUUUCUACUAAAAGUGCCAUACCCCAGAACCCUAUAGCGACGUCCCUGCCCCAAAAAGGUCCUACUCUCUCCCCUUUUUUUCGUUGCUCUACUCGGAAAAAUCCACUACGCUUUCCUUACUUUUCCAAAUUGGUCGGGGUAGUCGAUACUCAUGACAACUAUGAUACCUUUAAAACUACAAUUUACAGGUGUGUCUCCGAUUGUGCGGUCACAAAGUUUUGGCUGAAAAACCGCAAACCGGUCUUUAAAAAUAUUGAAGCUGCCAAAGCGUCUGUCAUCGAGGAAGCCAGUAAAAACUGUGGGAAAGUGUAAGUUUCUACAUCUGCCCCGAUCCUAAUUUAAAGGGGAGCAACUUUUUACAAUGGUAAAAUACGUCAAUUUUGCUUUUUACUUUAUAAAGCUCGCGGAAGUUAAAAUCACCAUUUCAGUGCACUGUCAUUCUUGAAAAGACUCAAUUAUUUUGAUGUGGCCACGCUGAUACGAACCCUCAGCUAUGACAAGAAGUUCGGUGUUCAAGACCUGAAAGAUGUUGACUGGUCUUGCAUCACAGUCUGUCCAUUUUGCUUGACCUUACCUUCAAAAACGAAAAAACACUUUAAAAAAUGGUAAGUACUUUAAUAUAGCAACAGAAAUCGUAAAUAAUGUUAGGAUUGGGCGGGUCAUUUUUCAUUCCUGGGGUCAUUAGUGGGGUGGCUGAAUUUUUUUUUCGUUUACAUGGAUAAUAUUGGUUUUACAAGGAAUGCUAUGUACUAGGUUCCUCAGAUAAUUAGGUGCCUCGUCUCAAAGAAAAUUUUCCGGAUUUGGAGCACAAAAUUAGUUGAACAACCUAAGAUUAUCAAAAUUAGUACUAAUUUGCUAUUUAGUAUUAUAUACUGGUACCAUUAAGACCAAAAAUGGCAGUUAGUAAUAGUUGGAAGGAAAAUAUGGCUUUGAGUACUGUUAUAUAGUAAAGAGUACUAUAGUAUGAUAAAUAAGAUGAUAAUUAGUACUGCUAUGCUUUAGAAAGAAACGUUGAGAUCACAGUACAUAUUCAAAGCAUAGAGUUAAACUGAGUAAGCCUAAUAACAUACUAAACAUACUUUUAAAAAAUGAAUUUUUCUGUUAAUUUUUUACUCAUUUAAGCCCAUCUAUGCCAAUCGAAGUUGAACUGGUCAUGAAUAAAUAG
Messenger RNA from Bursaphelenchus okinawaensis, 3131 nucleotides. Lineage: Eukaryota; Metazoa; Nematoda; Chromadorea; Rhabditida; Aphelenchoididae. The record is from the annotation of a GenBank genome assembly.